Messenger RNA from Alligator sinensis (Chinese alligator), 4796 nucleotides. It is a transcript of the gene LASP1, whose product is annotated as LIM and SH3 protein 1. The transcript is spliced from 7 exons. Lineage: Eukaryota; Metazoa; Chordata; Crocodylia; Alligatoridae. Gene Ontology annotation, cellular component: focal adhesion. The coding region runs from base 8 to 799 and encodes 263 amino acids. Gene Ontology annotation, molecular function: actin filament binding. The record is from RefSeq and is a predicted model, not a curated record.
UGCAGCCAUGAACCCCAACUGCGCGCGUUGCGGCAAGAUCGUCUACCCCACCGAGAAGGUCAACUGCCUGGACAAGUUCUGGCAUAAAGCAUGUUUCCACUGCGAGACUUGCAAGAUGACCUUAAACAUGAAGAACUACAAGGGCUACGAGAAAAAGCCGUAUUGCAACGCACACUACCCGAAGCAGUCCUUCACCAUGGUGGCAGACACUCCAGAGAAUCUGCGCCUAAAGCAGCAGAGUGAGCUUCAGAGCCAGAUUCGCUACAAGGAGGAAUUUGAGAAGAACAAGGGAAAGGGCUUCAGCGUGGUGGCUGAUACCCCCGAGCUGCAGAGAAUCAAGAAGACUCAGGAUCAGAUCAGCAACAUAAAGUAUCAUGAGGAGUUUGAGAAGAGCAGGAUGGGUUCCAGCUCCGGUGAGGGUGGAGAGAUGGAGCGCAGGAACUCGCAGGAUGGCGCCAACUACAGAAGACCCACAGAACAGCAGCAACACCACCAGCAACCUCAUCACAUCCAGCCCAGCAACCCUGCCUACCAGCAGCAGCAACAGCCUCCAUUUCAUUCCUAUGGCUACAAGGAGCCCGCUGCUCCAGUUUCUAUACAGCGUAGUGUCCCUUCCGGAGGAGGGAAGCGGUUCCGUGCUGUCUAUGACUACAAUGCAGCUGAUGAAGAUGAGGUCUCCUUCCAAGACGGCGACACCAUCAUCAAUGUGCAGCAGAUAGAUGAUGGCUGGAUGUAUGGCACCGUGGAGCGCACAGGGGACACCGGCAUGCUCCCAGCCAACUAUGUGGAGGCCAUCUGAGCCUUGAGGAGAAGGGGGGACAUGACCCAACACCCAAAGCACCCUGCUCACACUGGGGCCCCCCAUUGCGUGUGCGUAUCUCAUCCAGCACCCUUCUGCCAUUCCUCCACCAGAGCUGCAUCCCUUUCAUGUCCAUACUUUUUGUUCUGAAACUCUGCAGCCAUCUCCCGGUUUCUCUUGCCAGUGUAGCUUUGUUUCAUAGAUCCCAUAGCUCUGUUGGGACUCUGCAGGAGAUCUGUCUAGUGACCAUACCAUAUGGCCCAGAAGCCCAAACCAUUGCAGCUUUUCUUCCCCCUCCUACCUCCUCCUUGUAACUAUCAAGGGGUUUAGGGCACCAGUUGGGGGCCCUGCCUCUCCAGGGGUGCUUUCUGACUGGUGGAAACAGGUUGAGUCACUGGGAUCCUGAACAUGGGGAGAAUCCCAGCUGCCCUGCUCCCCCUCUGAACAGGAGCAAAUCCAUCCAUCUCUACUAGGGACCAAGCCAAGCAGUUAGAGUAACAAGGGACCAAUGACUGAGGGGUUGCUGUUUAGCAGCAGGGGUGAGGAGGGCUUGUGGCCUGCUUUCUGCCUGGUUAACUAGGGUUUCUGUUCUUUAGAGCCACAAGCAUCUCCUGUCUGGAGCUGGUAACUCCCUGGCCUGUGCAGCUUUUGCUCUGGGCCAUUUCCUAGUUUCCAUAUCUAUCUCCUGUCCUCUGCAAAACAUUUCCAGUGAGUUGUUCUCCCAUCAGCCUUUCACCACUACAACUUUUAAUGAAAAAUUCUUUUCUUUUUUUUUUUUUUUUAAUCUUUUCAUGAGCCAAGUCAGUAGAUCCAAAAGGUCCUUGAAGAGGCCUUGUGCUUAGUUCUGUCUUAAGUUUCUGGUUGAUCAUUGUUCUGUGCUGCCUGUCCUCCAUGGCACUGAGGUCUCCAAGGUCCGGUGGGGGGAUGGAGGCAGCUGUGGCAGGGAGCAGGGGGUCAGAACCUAAUCCUGAGGCCUGUGGACCCCCUUCCCCCUUAAGUCGUUCACGGGUCUAGGAGGGGUUGGCAUCUGCAGCAGGGACCACAGCACAGCACUGAGUAUUAGCCCAUGGCUGCUUCUGUCUGAGGGCUCCAUGCUUUGAGGGGGGUAGGGAUGGGCAGGGGAGACUCUACUUUCCCCAAACUGGGACACUGCUGCCAAGCAAGAGGAAUAGUCACUGGCAAGCUUCCUGCCUUUCCCUAGCUGCAGCUGGGCCUUCUGUCUCCAGGGACCCUACUCACUGUCAUGCCUGAUGCCUCCCUGCAGUCAGCUGGAGCAGGCACACACUUGACAGCAAUUGCUUCUAGCCUUUCUCAGUGGCCAUUUAGGCCAUAGUAAAAUGUGUCUGGCUCAGAUUUUACUUUCUGUCCACAAACGAACCAAGCCACGGGCAAAAUAAACCGUCCCCACAUUUCCUUCAGCCACAUGUGCUGGGAACAGGGGCAGGUGAUGUGGAAAUGGUUUUUCCUGGGGCUGUGGUUUACUUCAGGCUUCACAGUAAAGGUGAAGACUGGGAUUUUUAUCUCCACCGAGGUGCGGUUCCUCUCUGCUUUGGAUUGACAUGUGCCUCAUGCUGCCGUAGAGAUCAGCAGGUGCUACUAAAGGGUCUGUGGACUGGAGAAUGGGAAGGGGGCCAAGAUGGAGGACCAGUGCUCUCCACAAGAGGUUCUCUUGGCCUGAUACUUCAGCCACCACCCAUUAGAAAGAACAGUGGGAGCCAGCCAAUGCCCCUGUGCUGCUUGCUUGCUUCCCUCCCUCCCCACCCCCGGGCAGGUGUGCUAGUUUGCCUUACAUUCCAUUUCCAGCCUUUCCCCCUGGAGAAGACAAGCAAUGGACAAGUGUGCUCAGCCCUUGCCUUCUGCACUCUCUCCUUGAUCUGUGCCAGCAGUAGAUGUCUGAGGCUGCUACUGACUUGGAUCACAUCCUGGACCAAAACUUCAAAGCACAACCCCUGCCCUCUUUCUGGUUUGAACUAAGAGCUGGUGGAACCAAAUAGCAGGGGCAACUAUAACUGGAAAUCUCUGUGCAGGGAGGGCAGAAAGGAUGGUGCUGUGUUAUCCUGGGUUUAAGGCACUUGAGUAUUUGAGAAUGGCGGUGAAGCAGCCCCUUUUUCAGCUCAGUCCACUGGGGAGCCCCCUCCACCUCACAAACUAGUUAUGCCACCCUGUUUGGCUUGGCCUAAUGGGGCCUACAUUCCCUGGUGCCUUUCUCUUACCCAAGAACUCCAUGCAGCUUAAUGGGUCUGUGGAAUAACAUGGACCACUGCUCCAUUCCUGAGAAGGCUGUAUAUGGUGUGGCCAGUGAGGUGGUCUCAGCUAGGCCCAAGGGUCUUUUUUUAUUUUAUUUUUUUUUCUAAUGGAUUGAGUUGCUACCAGGCUUCUUAAAAGCAAGUACUGAGCCCCAGUGAGGUGCCAUUAGCUCCCCAAACCUUCCAGAUAGGUCACCCCUCCCUGAUGGGGUAGGGGGGUGGGGGCAGAGGACCACCACAUGUUUACAAGUGCACUGUGCCAGACUUUAACUCUCCUGGCACCUUGACCAAUGGGACCAUUUACACCUUGAUGGGAGAAACUGGAUAUUAGAUAGAGCUGGCCAGAUCUCUGGAAGGAUGCAGACUGCCAUAGAUGACCAGUUGCCCCCCCACAGUGGUGCUCAUGCCCAAGGUGAGGGGAAGGAGUCUAGGAGCCAGGAGCCACCUGGCUAAGUGUUGUAUGGAGAUUAGGGGUCUUUCUGCCUUUUAUUAUUGUAAUUAUUAUUUUUGGGGGUUUUCCUUGCAAGCCAUUCUGAAAAUGGGGACAGCCAACUUCUGGCAGGCAAAAGAAUUUCACAUCCUCCCUUCUCUUGAGUUCUUGCUGUUUCCCUUCUCUCAAAAGCACAAUGGAAACAAAACUGGCAAAAAAACAAAAACCUGAAUUGAAGAUGAGUUGUGUCUUUUAUACCGUGGGGGCCUAGGGGUGGGGUGCUGUAGUGUGUGCAGAAACCUCUGGCUUGGAUUCCUUACAUGCUGCUGUAGUAAGAGCGCCAAUCUGGGAAGAGGGUCUCUGGAGCCCCGGGGAUCCAUUGGCUGAAGAGUGACAAGUCAGUCGCAUCCCAAAAGGGGAAGAUGCAGCCGGGAGUGAGAAUGAGCCAGCAGGAGGUGGGGUGGGGUGGGGAAAUGAGAACCUCUGAUUUCUUUUUUAUUUUAUUUUUUUUAAACCAGCUUUCCUAGCAGGCUAAGGACUUGCAGGGGCAUUGGGAGGGGAUGCAAUCAACUGGGAUGUGGUUCUUGAGGGCAGGUCCCACGUAGCUGAGAUGGGCUCUGGGGAACUGGAAUCCCUGUUGGUGCUAAAACACAUGAGCACAGGAGCUGAAGAAGGGGAGAGGUGAAUAUCCUUUACUGCUAAUGCUGUUCUUAAAGCUAGUUAUUGCGGGGAGGAGGAAUAACAAUGUGAAUAAACUUUUUUUAAUGGACCAAAUAAACCAAGGAAAUUGAGUUUUGGUAUAAAACUUUUUUUAAUGCUACCAUGAGUCUGUUGUCAUUCUCUCCCCUUUCAUCCAUUUGCCCCUUCUCUCCUGCCAUGGGAAACAAACCUCUUUACUGCUUGAUUUCUGCCUUCUCUCUGACUUAUGCACUUUUUUGCCUUUUUUCAUAGCUGAAAAGCACCUAAACCUGUAUUUAAAAUAAAUAGAGAAAAUGUUUAAAAAAAAAUAAAAAAAAAAUUACAAGCUAAAUUGCAUCAGAUGUAUAACCAUUUCAUCAGUGUGUAAAAUAAAUCUUGUACAUCUUAGCUUUCCAUGUCGCAUUUCAGUGCCGGGCUUGAUCAGUUUGUUGUUUGUUUCUGUUUUUUUUUUUUUUCUUUCUUUUUGAUUGGGUUCCUGUCUUUGUGUAUUUCUUCCCAUGGGCUCAAGUGCCCAGAAAUGAAACUUAUUUGGCCUUUUUAACUGAACCAUUGAGCGGAACAAACCGACAACUUCUCUUCCUGGUUUACUCAAAUUAAAAAUAAAAGUAUAAUUUUUACCUGC